Marchantia polymorpha subsp. ruderalis is the source of this 792-nucleotide messenger RNA. Lineage: Eukaryota; Viridiplantae; Streptophyta; Marchantiopsida; Marchantiales; Marchantiaceae. The record is from the annotation of a GenBank genome assembly.
CCAUGGCAAGGAUUGAAGGUUGGAACUAAGAAGCAAAAGUACGAGAAGAUCAGUGAGAAGAAGAUGUCAACUGCUAUUGAGGCUCUUUGCAAGUCACAUCUGUCAGAAUUUGCAUCCUACUUUCACUACUGUCGCUCCUUACGCCUCGAUGAUAAGCCAGACUAUGCAUACUUGAAGAGGAUUUUUCGAGAUCUCUUCAUCCGUGAAGGACACGUCUUUGAUUAUGUGUUCGACUGGACGAUUUUGAAAUAUCAGCAAUCCCAAAUUGCUGGAGCAGCACCCCCAUCAGUCCCUGGACCUGAUGGUACUAGAAGCGGUGCAAAAGCAGCCGUAGCCGCUGCAGACAGGGCAGCAGGAGGGCAAGAAGGUCGUGACGCCCAAAGUCGAAAUGUCGAUGCAGUUGAAGGUGCCCGACGGAGGCUUACAGCCACCGCGAUUGGAACAGGUGGUAUGACUUCAUUUGGAGAGCCACCUAAGCAUAAAAGCCCUGGCCCUGAUGAGACUACCACGACGGAUAACAGUACGUCCUCAUCUCUGGUUUCAGUAGUUGUGUAUCAGUUAAAGAACCCAAUUAUUACCUUCUCAUGCUCAUGCUCAUCACAAGUUCAGGCCUUGGCGCACACUAAGUGCAGUUGGCGUUGUUUAGUGUAAGUAGAUGAAGAUGGCCUGACUUUCAAUUUUAAGUUUGAUUGCAACCGCCUUGCCAAGGCAUAUAUAGAUGCUUCCUAGCCUUCUUCAAGUAGUAUAUUAAUUUGUGCAUUCUGAUGACAAAUUUGUAUAAUUUAAAAGCCU